Messenger RNA from Paramisgurnus dabryanus, 5777 nucleotides. It is a transcript of the gene ccdc73, whose product is annotated as coiled-coil domain containing 73. NCBI's taxonomy places the organism in Eukaryota, Metazoa, Chordata, Actinopteri, Cypriniformes, Cobitidae. The record is from RefSeq and is a predicted model, not a curated record.
CACAGGUAGGGAAAGUGGAUUUACAGAGUGAUAUCUUGGAUGAAAGUGCAGAAAAAUCUGACUGACUGGACGUCGACACGAUAAAUCCCAUAAGUGCUGAUAAAACUGAGGCAAAACUAGUUUUUGAUCAGUCCGGGUCAAAGGUUAAAUCUGAUCUCGUCAGUAACUUAAGACAGUCAAAAGAAGACAGGCAUGGACACUGAAAAAGAGCGUUUCUGUUUGAUGGAAGAUAAAAGUGCUCUUGGUCAACCGAAGACCCCGAACAUUUCUCCAGAGAGUAAUGGUCGUAGCAUCUCAGUGCAUGUACUGGAAUUUAAAGCAAGUCUUUUGGAAGCAGUUGAGGAGUUACAUAUACGUCGGGAUGCUGAAACCCGAUAUGAAGAGCAGAUUUGUAAACUUAUGCUGGAGAACCCAGAGUUAGAAUGGGAGAAGGAGUCUUUACAAAAUCAGAUCUCUAAAAUGUCAAAUGAGAAUUCGGAGUCACUUGCUGCUGUAAAAAAGCAGUUUCAGGCCCAAAUCAGAGGACUUGAGGGAGAAAAGGGGAAAAUCCAGCUUGCUGCUGAACUCAAGGACAAAGAGAUCACAAGCCUCAAAGAAGAACUAAAAUCGCUGCAGUUGCUCAGGUACAGUUUGGAGAAGAAAUUAGCCGAGCUGGAGCAGAAGUUGCAGUUGCAGACGCAGUUAAAAGACUGCCACUUGAAUCAACUGGGAGAGGUGGAGAGGCGCUUUGUCGCCGUAUCCAGACAGUGCACCGCGUUCAAACAGGCCCACGAGCAACUCGAGCAGAAUGUUGAAGAGGCCAUGCGGAUUAAUAAAAAGCUCACAUCCAUCAAUGAAAAACAAGAAUCUACUAUUAAAGCCUUAAAAGAGGAUCUGGAGAGACUUAACAAAGAGCUGGCAGCAUUUAAAGUGUCAUCAGUCCGCAGACCUGAAGAAGAGCAUCUACAACAUGUUUUGAAAGAACAACAGCUUCAGCAAUUUCAACAAAGGCUCUUUGUGGAAACCGAACUUAACAAGAAACUGAGAAAUGAAACUGCGACAGAGAGGGAAGAGAAGCAGGAGGUUCUGAGAUCCCUCCAGCAUACUCAGCGUUUGCUACAGACACAGACAGAAGCUCUGAGCCAAGCAGAACAGGAACUCAUCACUCUCCGAGAGGAAUAUAAGCUCCUUAAAGCAGAACACGAAUUGGACCAGGAGAGGACCAGAGAAGACCAGGACAGAUUCACUCGGCUAAAAGACGAGUACCAAAAUUCAAAGCUUGAUUGUGAGAAAAAGAUGUUGCUGUUGCAAAAGACAUCAGAGGCGGAUCAAGUUGAGCUGAAAGCUGUGAAAGAGGCUUAUAAUCUGCUUCAGGAGGAGAAUAAACUGCUGUCUGCUUCUGUAGAUCAUAACAUUGAAGAUAUUCAGGACUCUGAGAUUAAUUUGGAAGAUCAAGCUCUGGUAAAUAGAACAAUUACUGAUAGUUUUCACAAAAAUGAGUCUUUGGAAAUCAAGGAGGGGUUGAAUAGUGAUGAUGGUGAACCAGCGAGACGCUUUCCAGAUGAAAGCUCUGCUGACUGUCAGACGAAUAAAGUAGUCGGCGGCUCUCAUGAUGAAAGCAGUUCAAUGCAGGUGGAUCCAUUAACUGAUGUUUCACCAUCCACAGCACCAUUGGAUUCACAAAUGUCUGAAAAGAUCUCAGGACCUGAGGAAGUCAUUGCCGUAACAAAUCAGCUGUCAAACUUGUGUGCUGAAACAAAACCGAUUGUCUGUGAAAGUGAGACGGUCUGCAGUGCAGUUGAUAAAGGUUGCCCAUCAAACCAAGCCCGAAGUGACACAGACUGUUGUCUCCCCGAGCUAUCAGGGCCUGAAACCAGGUCUGUUUAUGAGGUAGAUGGUGACCCUUUGGCUUUGGAACAGAAAGAUGGAACGCUGGGACCGAAUCUGUGUAUCUCAGAAGUGACUGAACCCCAGACAUCAGAUAAACAUAUAGACGGCCAAAAAUGUGGUACAAAAGAGUGCAGAGAAAUCAAAGACGAGUCUGUUGCACCUGAAUUUCUCCAGAGUCGUUCGCAAACAGAAGAUCAAGCAAGUAUGGAGAGACUUCCAGGAAACAAAAUGUGCGACGUACCAUAUGUGACUGAGGAUGGGAUUGUACACCAACCGAAUCCAUGCCAAGAAACCACACAACAGGAACCAGAUGCAUUAACAGGUACCCAAACAUUAUUAGAGGAUCACAACUUACCACCCGAAUUGAUCUCCACACAUUCGCAAGCGGUUGGCUCACCUGAAGCAAACUUCGAUGAAGUGGAUAUGGUGGAAUUGAAACAAGUGCCUCUUAACCCCAGCACAAUGGAGUCUGCAGUUCACAACUCACCACCCGAAUUGAUCUCCACACAUUUGCAUACAGUUGGUUCAGCCGAAGCAAACCUCGAUGAAGUGAACAUGGUGAAAACGAAACAGGUGCCUCUUAUUGCCGGCACUAUGGAGUCUGCAGAUCACAACUCACCACCCAAAUUGAUUUCCACACAUUCGCAAGUGAUCGGUUCAGCCGAAGCAAACCUUGAUGAAGUGAACGUGGUGAAAACAAAACAGGUGCCUCUUAUUGCUGGCACCAUGGAGCCCAUUUUGCCAACUGCAUCACCGUCAAUGGAGACGGUGGCCAUAUCAAAAAAUAAAGAUCAAAAGGAUGAUCCAGUUGAAUCAGUUUCCCUACUUUCCAACAUCACAAACCCAAGCCAAGAUCAUUCCUCUCCUGAUGGGUUUCACAAGGCGAAAGACCAAUCAGAUGUUGACCCAAAAUGCAUGUCAGUGGCAAGCACUUCAAACAAUACAGUAUGUAAGAGAUAUCGGCCAUGCUUUGCAUGGAACAGAUUUAUAAAAGACAAAAUGAACACGCAACCAAAAUGUGCAGAAAGUAAAGUUGAUCAUUCAGUGCAAGGCACCAGAAACAGCAAACUAGGAUUGGCCCCAACACCUUUAAAAUCACAACACAGGUCCUCGGGAUUUCACGGUUUGGAGUUUGUUUCACCUUUUUCUGCUCCACGUUUUGCAAAAAAUAAAGCUGUGAUGAGGACGCCAGACAGGUUAGACGCUCCGACCAAGCGUCCGCACCAAAAAAGCGACUUUCGAGGAGAAUGGAAUGCAAUCAAGCAGUCUUUUUCCGAGAUGCUUGCAGAGAAGGACAAUCGAGUUUUUAUCUCCUACAGUUCGACUAUGGGUGGCAACCCAGGCUCUUCUUCUGUGGGUAAUGGGCUGCGACAGGACGGCACUCCUACCGUUUCUCCUCCCAAACUUCAGAGCCUGGAGACGGAUCUUCAGCCUGAGGUUGAAGGGGGUACAGCAAAUUACAAAGGCAAAGAGGAACAAAAUCAAUCGGACACAGUGGCCCAAAUUGCGAAUAUCGAAGAACGGAUGAACUCGACGGAAGGUUUAACACCUCAGAAAAUACGUAAAAUUGAAUAAAAUGUAUUCAUAAUUAUUACUUUGCAAUGGCAUGCGUUGCAUGCUUUAGUUAGUGCAUAUAUGCUUAUUUAUUUACACUCCAUGUGAUUAGAUACUGCGGUAUAAAUGAGGUUAAUGUUAAUUGUUAACUACAUUUUUAAAUAAAUGUUUACAGUCUUAACUUAAUUUUUUUAUUCGCUUCCUUAAAGGGUCAGGCGUUAUAUGUGCAUCUGUUGGUGCACGCAUCACGUCGCAACCUAUUGCUAAACAUGGAAAGUGCUAGACAUAAAACCUGUUAAUUGCUCUGUACAAGCUAAUUAACACUCAUUACUCCCAGACCUGUCGUUCUUUGGAGGGCAUUUAAUGGCCAAACAUUUACAAUGUACAUCGGUACACAAACUGUGGCCAACUAUAACUUGGGGUAAUUAAAAUGCACAAGUAAAAAAAUCAAUUAGCGCAUAUUAAGCCAAAUUAACAAAUGCAAAUGAAUCUCCCAUUAAGUUUAUGUCCUCCGUAAAUAGGCUGUGGGGACCAUGUGGGCACAUGUUAGGCCGACACACGUGACAAAAUAAUAUGUCGCAUAUGGUGACACUGGUCAUGGAGAACAAGUGCGAGUUGGGCUGCAACUGAGAUAUGGUUUUUAUAGUUAAUGCGUAAAAUUUGGGCUUCAGAAAGAAAUUAAACUAAACUUGAAAGUGGAUGCUUUCAUUUUUUAAUAAAAUCUUUCAUGCAUUAAACUCAUUAAACUACGUCGUGUGCUAAUGCUACUUAACUGAAGGUAGCUGGUCCAUUAUUUUUUUAAUAAGCUAUAUUUUGAAGGCUAUAAACAAGUUGAGUUUCUAUCUCGAAUUACAGCCUCACAAAAACACUUUCUCUUCAAAAGUACUAAAAUCAGCCAGCAGAAAGGAAAUGCACAACUCCCGAUGAUAGCACAAGGUCCCUCUGAGGUUCACCUUAAUACACUUACUCAUUAUUAAUAUGUCAAAAUGUUAAUGUCCUCGUAAAAGAAAUCUUAUGCGAUCCAGCCACUGUGCCAGCAGUACUGACCCUUAUCCUUAGAGGGAGUGGGCAAUAUGGAGUGCGUCAUUUUAAUACACACACUGGAUUAUGAAGUGGCAGUCCUUUGAAACAGUCAAUUACACUUGAGUGCGGGAGGGCCGUAGUGUUAAUUACAAGUCGGUUUUAUAUCGUGUGUAAAUACAGAGCCUGCUGACAUUCACAUUCCAUCACCGUGUCCUGACUGCCACAGCAAAUUAGCCCGACCCGUCUGUGUGUGCGCCAAUGUGUGUUCACUUAACUUUACAAUAACAUUCACCGAAAACAACUAUUAAAGCUCAGGAGACGAGAGCCUGUUUGCUGUUGCGUUGAAUUUUGGGGUCUAUGAAACGUAUGAAAUAUAUUGAUGACUCAUCCUGCACCAAAUUUUCGGCCAAUGAAAUGGUUCCUUUACUUAAAGGGAUAGUUCACCCAAAAAUGAAAAUACUUUCAUUUACUCACCCUCAUGUUGUUCUAAACCUGUAGGAGUUUCUUUAGUCUGAUGAACACAAAAGAAGAUUAUAAUACAUGAUGGUUAGCACAGAGGGGCAACUUUCCGAUCUCUCUGAUGAAGCCAAUACGGAAGUGAUUUAAACUGCAAUUCAUUGACCAGCCACUAGAGGCUGGCUCCAAAAGGGAGUCAAUUCCCAUAGACCCCAUUUUAAAGGGACACUCCACUUUUCUUGAAAAUAUGCUCAUUUUCAGGCUCCCCUAGAGUUAGGGGUUGUGUACACCAAAACUUUUACGCCGGCGGCCGUCGCAUGUUUUCAAUUGUUUCCAAUGGAAGCUCUGCGUUUUUCAAAUAAGCCAGCAGCUAGCGUUUUCUUCCACGCUGAAAACCGCCGCCCAGCGUUUUUUCCGCGCUCAGCACUGAGCACCGAGAGUUGAAAAAUUUUCAACUUUGGAUGAAAAGCUCCGCUCGUCAAUGUCAGUUCUCACGCGGCCGUCCAAUCACAGUGGAGGUGGGGCAGGACAAGUAUCACAGCAACCAACCGUCUCACAGCUGACGUAUCAGAGCUACCAAAGCGCUUAGCUGAAGAAAGCUGGCACUCAGCUGAAAAACAGCUGGCAUUCGGCGUUGUCCAGGCGUUUUCAGCCGCGUUUAAAAGUUUUGGUGUGUCCAGCCCCUUAAACGUUUGAUUUUUACCAUUUUGGAAUCCAUUCAGCUGAUCUCCGGGUCUGGCGGUGCCAGUUUUAGCAUAGCUUAGCACAAUCCAUUGAAUCUGAUUAGACCAUUAGCAUUGCGCUAAAAGGAACUAGGAACUAUACUCUCAUUCUGGUGUAAUAAUCAAGGAUUUUGCUGCCGUAACAUGGCUGCA